AUGGGCGCAUGUUUGGAUGCAAGAGAGUGCCAUUCUAAAGGCGGACUUUGCUUUUAUCCAGUCUUUAACUCGUUUGUUUCUUGGCCUGUGAUCAUUGGGGUGCAUGCAGCAUAUAUCGUUUUGGUGGUGCUUCUUCGAAAGUGGAUGCAACAUCGGGCUGCCUUAAACGUUGAUAAACCUAUGAUGUUCUACAAUGUUGUUCAAAUUUCGCUGUCGGCCACAAUGGCAAUCGCUCUUGCCCCAUCUCUGAAGAAUGGUUUCUUUAAUUUUAACGGUCUUUUCACCCGCACAAUCGAAUUCUGGAUCUUUGUUCAUUAUUGUACUAAGUUUCUGGAUAUGCUGGAUACAGUAUUUAUGAUUUGUAGGAAAAAGAAUGAACAACUGUCUUUUCUUCACAUUUACCACCACGCCACGAUUGGUUUAAUCUAUGGGCUUCUUUUAAGGAACGGUAUGGGCAAUGGAGCUGCCUUCUUUGGGGCAUGUAUUAAUUCUGCAGUGCACUUUUUGAUGUAUUCUCAUUAUUUGUGGACAUCUUUUGGUCUUCAGAAUCCCUUUAAAUCCAUUCUUACAAAAAUUCAAAUGUUCCAAUUUUUUCUGUGUAUUGUACAAGCUUUGUUGGUUCCUUUCUUUGACCAUCAGUUUACUUUACAGUGGUCUCUCCUUCAACUCUUCUACCAUAUAAGCUUAUUUUUUCUUUUUCUAGAUUUUUAUAUGAAAUCGGGAAAGAAGGCAGCAUUAAGAAAUUCAAAGAAAAUUGAGUAG
Trypanosoma rangeli is the source of this 762-nucleotide messenger RNA. RefSeq names its product fatty acid elongase. The transcript has a single exon. Gene Ontology annotation, molecular function: fatty acid elongase activity. Bases 1 to 762 code for a protein of 253 amino acids. Gene Ontology annotation, biological process: fatty acid elongation, monounsaturated fatty acid; very long-chain fatty acid biosynthetic process; fatty acid elongation, polyunsaturated fatty acid. NCBI's taxonomy places the organism in Eukaryota, Euglenozoa, Kinetoplastea, Trypanosomatida, Trypanosomatidae. Gene Ontology annotation, cellular component: endoplasmic reticulum membrane. The record is from RefSeq and is a predicted model, not a curated record.